Erythranthe guttata (spotted monkey flower) is the source of this 1269-nucleotide messenger RNA. Lineage: Eukaryota; Viridiplantae; Streptophyta; Magnoliopsida; Lamiales; Phrymaceae. The record is from RefSeq and is a predicted model, not a curated record.
AUGUUGAAAGACAUAGAUAAAAUCAUAUGUGCCGAAAUCCCGGAUAAGAUAACUGACCGAAAAAUGUACGAUUUGGUGGAGAAGUAUAUGAUUCAUGGCCUGUAUGGUUUGGCCAAUCAAAACUCUCCAUGCAUGAAGGACGGAAUUUGCACGAAGCGAUUUUCAAAGAGUUUUUUCAACCGUAUUGAGGACGAUGCGGAUGGUUAUCCGAUGUAUAGAAAAAAAGAAAAUGAGAGGACCGUGGUUAAGAAGAAAACGUUUCUCGACAACGUCUUUGUCGUGUCGUAUAACCGUGUUCUACUCAAAAAGUACAGAGCACACAUUAAUGUCAAUUUGUGCAACAAAAAUAAGUCGAUAAAGUAUUUUCUCAACUACGUCAACAAAGGACACGAUCGGGUCACAAAGGCAUUUUAUCAAUCAAAUAAUCUUGGUGCAAGUCCUGAAAGUCAUGAUGAGAUAAAGAUGUACUACGACUGCAGAUAUCUUUCGCCAUGCGAGGCUGCUUGGAGGUUAUUUAGCUUUGACAUUCACUUUAGAGACCCACCGACCGACUGCGAAGCAAACGAUGUUCCUGGCUUGGUUCCAUGCAAUAAGUUGUACCCCGAAGCUAGAAAUUUGUGGUAUGGAGAGUUUCCACAGAAAUUUUUCUAUAAGGAAAAAGCUCGACGUUGGAUGCCGAGAAAGAUAGGAUUCUCGAUAGUAAGAAUUACGAAUGUACCACCGGGCAGGGGUGAAAACUAUUACUUGAGACUGUUGCUAAACUUUCAAAGAGGUUGCACGUGUUACGAUGAUCUUAGGAGAAUUGAGGAUCACGUCUACACAAUUUUUAAAGAUGCGUGUUUUGCGCUUGGACUGUUAGACGACAACAAUGAGUACAUUGCUAGCAUAAAGGAAGCAAAAGAGUGGGCCAACCAUCACUUUAACGGAAUAUGUGUGGGAGUGUUGUUGGAAGAAAUUCGCGGAGGACAUUGCGUACAGACUACCAAUUCAGGUCCACCUGUGUCCGACGAUGCUCCGAGAAACUACGUUUUGAUCGAAAUUGAAAACAUAUUACAAAGCAACAUCAAAAGUUUGAGUAACUUUCCCCCAAUGUCGAUCCCGAUUGGGUCGAUGAUGGACACCACGGUAAACAAAUUGGCUAUCGACGAUUUGGACUAUGACGUGGAUGCAAUGCAGCUGGACUGUUCUUUCUUUAUGAGCAUGGAGGAACGAGAAAGACUUUCAUAUGGAAAACUUUAUCGGCUGCUAUCCGUUCAAAAGGCGAAAUAG